UCCAGUGUUUCUGGAUGGAUCUUUUUGGCCAAAUGGAAUAACUUAUAGGCGUUUUGUUUACCUCAAAGGUAAAGAUAUUGAGAGUGGACCUCAUUUCGAAAAGAAAGCCUUAUCAGACUCCCCUACGGAAAGAACCAGACACAAGUAACAAUAUAUUAUAAUUGUCUACAUAGACUCUUCAGUGUAGGCAUAAGUAGUUAUUAUGGAGAGGAACUUUACGCUUAUGAGUUAUAAUUGCAAAUCGGUGAAGACGGCCGUGGGAGAUAUUCGCCAUUUAUGUCAGAAGGCUGACAUAAUAGCCCUGCAGGAAACGUGGCUUCUUCCACAUGACAUACCUUUCCUCGAUACAAUCAGCAGUGAUUUUGAGUACAGUGGGACAUCUGCGGUGGACACGUCGGCGGGAAUUCUUAAGGGAAGACCGUAUGGUGGUGUGGCGAUACUGUGGCGUAAAGGUAUUUUUAAAACGGUGUCAGUGUUACAGUGCAGAAACCCCCGUAUAACGGCAAUAAAAGGUAUGCUUUGUGAUCGUUCGGUAAUAGUUGUGAGUGUCUAUAUGCCGACCAACUCUUUAGAAAACUUGCCUGUGUUUACUGAGUGUCUAAGUGAAGUAAUUGCCAUAGUGGAGGGUAAUGAAGUAGAAUCAGUCUUUGUAUUGGGAGAUUUUAACGCACACCCAAAUGAACUAUUUUGUAAUGAGUUGGUGAGUUUUUGCUCCGAGCAAAAUUGGGUCUGUGCUGAUAUAGAAAUAUUGGGUGUUGGCUCUGAUCAUUACACUUUUGUUAGUGAUGCUCAUGGUUGCCGACGAUGGUUAGAUCAUUGUAUUGUAACUCAGUCCGCCUGGCGUACUAUAAGAGGCGUGGAGAUUGAUACGAAUGUCUAUUCCUCGGAUCAUCUACCACUAAUUAUUACUUGCAAUUUCAAUAUUAUUAGAAAUAAAACUUAUGUAACCGGUGUUCAGAGAAAUAAUGUAAUAUGGGGUGGGAGAGACAAUGCCCAAAUCAAAAGAUAUCGUGAAAUUUGUAAUAGCCGACUUAGAAAUAUAUGUUUUCCAGAUGAAUUUAGAAUUUGUGGGGACAAACGCUGUAAAAUUUUAGGUCAUAAAUAUGUAUUAGAUAAGAUGUAUAAUGAUAUCGUAGGUAUAUUGGCAGGCGCUUCUGAACAGACUUGCUCAGCUAGGACUUGCUGUCCUCGUGGGGGCCCGGGCAAAGACAAACGGGUGGCUGGGUGGAAUAAACAUGUACUAAGUGCGCACCGAGAUGCCAAAAUGAAGUAUAGAAUUUGGUUAUUGCAUAAUAAGCCUCAGUCGGGUAUUGUUUAUCAACAUAUGCUCGAAACUCGAAAACGUUUCAAAAGCAAAUUGAAUUGGUGUUUGAAAAAUCAGGAACAGAUAAAAAUGGACAGACUUGCGACAUUACACGCAGCUAAGAAUUUCCCUAAGUUCUGGACUAGUACAAAUAAACUAAACAUUAAACCUAGUCUUCCUGUGAGUGUUGGGGACCAAAGUGAGCCCAGAGCAAUAGCUAAUAUGUUCAUGGAACAUUUUAAGGUUCAGUCACCUCUUGGGUCUUCGAGUACGGUGUUUGAUGGUGGGGCUGAAGUAGACCAACUUCCAGUUAGGUUCACGGCCAAGCAGGUGGCGAUGGUCAUUAAUAAAAUGUCAAGAGGCAAAUCGCCUGGUCACGACGGACUUAGUAUCGAGCAUUUCAAACUUGCCUAGAGUUUUGAGUAUGUUCUUCUC
Molecule: messenger RNA, 1738 nt
Organism: Ostrinia furnacalis (Asian corn borer)
Lineage: Eukaryota; Metazoa; Arthropoda; Insecta; Lepidoptera; Crambidae
Exons: 1
Coding region: 203-1717 (504 amino acids)
Molecular function (GO): catalytic activity
Source: RefSeq, a predicted model, not a curated record